Gambusia affinis (western mosquitofish) is the source of this 5189-nucleotide messenger RNA. Its product is annotated as SH3 and cysteine-rich domain-containing protein 2-like. Gene Ontology annotation, biological process: skeletal muscle contraction; positive regulation of protein localization to plasma membrane; positive regulation of voltage-gated calcium channel activity. Lineage: Eukaryota; Metazoa; Chordata; Actinopteri; Cyprinodontiformes; Poeciliidae. Gene Ontology annotation, cellular component: extrinsic component of cytoplasmic side of plasma membrane. Bases 507 to 1808 code for a protein of 433 amino acids. The record is from RefSeq and is a predicted model, not a curated record. The transcript is spliced from 11 exons. Gene Ontology annotation, molecular function: protein binding.
UUAGCCAGUUGAUCCCCUUAAAUCUUUCGGAGGAGUCAUUUUCUGUGUUUUUUAAAAUCUAUUUAUUUAUUUUUUUAAAAUGUUUUGAGAUUUGAGAUUCCCAUCGCGAGGCUGCGUUCAUCUGAAUCUUUUUUGGCACCUGGAGAACGGAAUUUGUGCCACAUUGGAGCUUUCUGGUGCGCGCCGGAGGACGAUCCACGGGGCAAUACAGAGAGGAGACAGAGGCUUUGCUGAACACAUGUCCACGCAUGGCCUGAAUACAAAUAAAGCAAAAGCAGCUGGUGUCUGAGCUGCACCAGUCUCUAAUUUACCCAAUAAGCGUGUGAUUGGUGUGGAGAGUCACCUCGCAGGAGCAUCAGCAGUGCGCACUCUCCAUUUGACGUGGAUCUGCUUUCUGCCGGUGUUUCGCGUAAAGCAGUAAUACCACGCCGACUGAACCCAGUUUGAGGAGCUAAAAGUUUUUUCUUGCAUUCUUGCUUGUAUCGACCUCCUCCGGCUCGGUACCAAUGAUGACUGAGAACAGUGAGAUGGAGAGCGACUCACAGCUCCAGCGCUCCCCAAACAACAUGUCCAUCCAGCCGAUGACAUCCAAGCUCCAGAGAUUGAAACGCUCACUGUCCUUCAAGACCAUGAUGCGCAGCAAGAGCGUGGAGAACUUCUUUCAGAGGUCCUACAGCGACGCUCGCCUACCUGCCGACUUUAUCACUGACCCACCACCGCCUUCUCCUCCACUGCCACCCGGCUCCCCUCUCAUUGGCGAACGCUCACCCUCCAUUUCACCGUCUCUUAGCCCCAACCCCUCCAUCUGUUCCCACUCACCGUCUCUCAGCCUUUCUCCAUCACUGCCUGCAAAGCCUCCCCGAGCUCAGAUUAACCACUGUUUUCAGGACCACAUUUUUCGGAAGCCCACCAACUGCCAGCACUGCAAGCACAUGAUAGUGGGAAACUCCAAACAAGCUCUGCGGUGUAAAACAUGUAAGAUGGCUGCUCACCUGUGGUGCACAUCUGAACUCUCGCAGCAGCAAUGCCAUGGAAAGUCUGGAGCAUUCAAGCGAAACUUCAGCUCGCCGAUGCUCGUCAAUGACCAAUUGGCUGUCGUCAAGGAAGUUCAGCCAAGCCAGGAGGCUGCGCGGAUGCGUGUAGACCCUGUGUAUGCCGCCUUACGCUACGGGACGUCCUUGGCACAGAUGAGCCGUUCCAGUUUUGGCAGUUUAUCAGAAUCACCAACACGCAGCUUGGGGGAGGGAGGUGAGGAGAGGCAGGAGAGACAGUGCAGCAUGGAGGAGGAGAUAACUCAGGAGACAGGGGAAAUCCUCGCGCCACUUCCAGAUGCCGCUGUUCCAGAGAAAGAGAUGGAGAAGGAGGUGGAGAAGGAGGUGGAGCAGAGCUGUGAGCAAGCAGAGAUUCCUGCAGAGGACAGCAGUUCAAAGGUGCCCAAGCGCAUUGAAGUCCACUCCAUCCACACCUAUGUAGCACUCUACAGGUUCCUGCCUCAGGAGCUGAAUGACCUGGAACUACAUCCUGGUGAUCGGGUGCAGGUCACAGACGACUCUAAUGAGGAGUGGUGGAAGGGUAAAAGUGGUGACAGAAUCGGCUUUUUCCCUGCCAACUUUGUGCAAAGGGUCCGACCAGGGGAGAGGGUCUGGCGGGUCAUUCAGGGCGUUCCCGGAAACAGAGAAAAGGGACACAUGGCAGUGAGAGAGUCGCAGAUUUGUGUUGGGAAGAGAGAAGAUGGGGAAAUUUUUCUGAAGCUGAGCAGUGGAAAGAAGAGAGGCCUGGUCCCUGCCGACUCCAUAGAGGAGAUUUGAACGUUAUUUCACUUUUACACUCUGACUCAAACUGUCAGCACCACACUCUGCCCCGCUCUCUGGAGAAAUGACCAUACAAUCCUCUGCAACCGCACAGAAAAAUAUACAUUCCUGCCAAGAUCCGACGGCACCGUCUCUGACUAACAUUUGUUUUCUCAGAGCAUUUAUUGACUGCUGUCCUGCUCUCAAGGACGGUGAUUGACUCAACAUCUUAGACAAAGGGUAGCAGAGGUAAAUGUGGCUUUAAAUAUUUGGAUCGCAUUCAGUUUUGCCCGUCAAAAACACUUUUCCAACUGUGGGAGGACGUUGAAUCCUGUUAUGGGAACAUCAUGCUUGUGUCAGUGUCCUUUUUCUUGCUUCUACCCACUCGGUGUGUCUCAUCACUGUCUGCUCAUUUCAGGGCUUUUUUUCCCUUGGGGCUGUUAUCACGUAUUGCUACUGCAACUACAGACUCUUUGCAAGGAACAACCACUGCCAUCCACUGAAAGCUUCACUGCCACUAGAGAAACUUCCGGAUGAGAUGGAAGGAGGUCAUGCAAAUUUAAAGCCUGCAUCAGACAGUGCUUUAAGUGAUAAAUGUAAAAAUGCAGAAAAUGAAUAAAUUUUUUAAGAAAAAUUGAAGGCUCCAACGACCUUGUCACAGAUGUUUAAAUCUGUAUAUUCCAGUGCAUAGAAAUAUUUAAAGUCAAAGGAAGUUAAGAGAAUUGGACCGUGUGAACAGGGGUGUCCAAACUGUGGCUCGGGGGCCAUUUGUGACCCUUGGACUGUUUUUUUUUGUGGUCCCCAACUGCAGUUCAAAAAUGAUACAAAUUCAUUUAUUAAACUUCCUCUUAUAAAUCAGGGUAUGGUUUUCUUGAAAUGGAAAGUGCUGAGUAAAAUACAAAAUAUUUUCCAACCAUAAUUUUAGAAGUAGAACCAGGUCUAUCCAGAGGCUUUUACUGAGAACUUUACCAAACUUUACCUUUAUCUUUACCAAACUCAGCUUUUAUUUAAUGUGUUAAUAUUGGCUAAAUAUAGCAACUGCUCUGAAAGAGUGUGACCCAAAUCAUUAUUUUAUAACAAAGAAUACAUUUGUUUAACUGAGCCUAAAAGAAUUUGUGCAAAAUCCUAGUUAUCCCAGUCUUGGAUCUACAAUGAAUUUUUGUUGUUCCUCCAUCCAUCCAUCCAUUUUCUGAACACCCUUCGUCCCUAAUGGGGUCGGGAGGGUUGCUGGUGCCCAUCUCCAGCUGCGUCUUGGGCGAGAGGUGGGGUACACCCUUGACAGGUCGCCAGUCUGUCGCAGUUUUGUUGUUCCUUUAAUUUUAUAUUCUUUGCCUGCAAGUACUUCUGACUUGAUAAAUUUGGUCCAAGUUACAGAAAUUUUGGACAUCCCUGAUGUAGAAGAAACAGUGAGUAUUUUGAAGCUUUAUCUGAGUGUAGAGAAAGGAUAAAAAGGUGUCAACAAGUGUGGAAGUUCACAAGCACUGCCCACCGAUUUCCUUUUUUUUGUUUUCUAACAAGUUUACCGCUGCUGAAAACAGCAGGAAAUAAAACGGAUCUGCAGCCAGCCGUUCCUGAAAAUAAAAACAGCAACAUUUUAAGCAUCUCUCUGGCUGUGACGACAAGCCUAAGUUUCUCUUACGGUUCAGAGGAGGAGGCAGCACAGCAAGAGAGAUGACACGAGCGUUGAACCGCUAUGAGUCAGCGUGCUUUGAGGUAACACUGCCCCCAUGGGUGCAUGGGAGUCAUUCAUUGAUCAAAUGUCAACCCGCUUUCCUUCCCGCCCAGUUUGGCCCUUCUUGUCUUCUUGUUAUUGAUGUGACUGGUCAGCUGUGAUAUAGAGUGAGCACAUUUUUUUUUGCUUGAAUCCCAGAACACUUUGGAUACUUUAGACAUCCAUUGUUAAUUUAUUCAUUUUGGAGCUAAUCUAAUGCGUUUCUUCAGUCAGGACCCCCCUUCCACCAGCCAGGGGAAACAUACAGUUUGCAUGUGAAAGACAAAGAAAAUGACUUGAAGUAGAAAAUGCAUUAGAAGUCACAUAAAAUAUUUAUCAUUUAGAUAAAAUAACCUCUUUUUCAUCUGUAUUUCACAAAUCAAAACUUUGAAAAGGUCUAAUCAAUAAGCAUCUUCUUCUGUAUAAAGUAAAAGUAGCAUUUUUUUGGGAUUAUCACCAUUAUCUAUGUCGUCAAACAAAUAUUGUAACUUCACCAUGAAUUUUCCAGGUUAUUUGUGUCUUUUUGUCAAAAAGCAGCAUUAUCUUACACAAUAUCUGCAGCAUCCUCUUCAGGGAUUAUUAAAGAAGUGUAAAAAGCCUAAAAAUGAUGAUUACUUUUAAUGCAGUAAGAUUUGAAAGUGGAAAAAUUGGUCAUCUACCUUUAGAACAUUAACUCAGUAGGGUCCAAUUCAUUGUUAAGAAUGACCACAAAUGCUACAAUACUGAGAUCCCUGGCUAUUCCAAUUAAUGUAAAAAAAGUAUGUUAAUGCAAUUUAACCCUUUAAAAGAAAAAAGGUUGUCUCACUGUUUUUUAUCCGUGUCUUUGAGCACCAUUCAAACAAAGUGUUGAUCUCCAGGAUAUUGCUUCCUGAAAGCACCAGCUGGCCUAUACUUACUCAUAUCUGUGGUCAGAACAGUAAUUAAAAAAGGCACAAGCACAUGGGUCUGUGAAAGACAAGGUUGUUCCAGGACCCAAAAACCAAGAUGGUAAAAUACCGGAAAGGGGUAAAAUCUUGGUGGCCUGGAGUCUCCAAAUUAAUUAGAAGCUCUCUACAUGCCAGCCGUCUGUUUGUAAAGUUUCUUCACAUUACUAGGACUUUAACCCCUUAACUGACAUCCUGAGUCAAGAACCCAGCUAACAUGUAAUGCAGUGGGUUUAUGAGGACACUAAUGUCAUUACCACAAUUAGAAGGUUAUCUAGACCUGUGCCUUGGUCCAAUGAUGCUGAAGAUAAGCCAUUCGCAGGUUGGAUUUAAAAAAAUAAAUAAAAGUACCUAAUGUCCAAUGUGAAGUGCAGUGGAGGAUCUGUGAUGUUAUGGACAUGUUUCUGUUCCAUACACUGCAUAAACUAUUUAAAAGACCAAUAUGUUUUGAAUAAAAAAAUCACUUAUGGAUCUUAUGUUACCACAUACAAAAAGUCUUUCUGCAGGAAAACAUCUGUGCAAAUCAACAAACAACAACAAAAAACAUUUCAGUCCUGAACUAGCUUUAAUGCUUUCUAGACAUCUUUCCCAAGGGUAACAGUAAGCCUGCAGAGGGCUGUGUAAAAGUGUAAGCUAAUCCCGAUAUGUACCAGCACCUUCUUGUUGCUUUACUCUGCGUAGGUUUGUGUCGCAUCGCAUUUCUGAGGUUUAUAAAUGUAAAAUAAGCAUCUGGUGUCUAGUGUCACAAAGUCAAUGUUCCUCAAC